GGCGGCGUUGGCUUUGCGGGGCUCUAGUUUCCACGUGGUGCGGUGAGGGCAGCUAGGCCCACCUCGGUUCCCUUGGGCACCCUGGCCCUCGGGGCCCGCUUCCCGCCGAGAUGCCGAAGGUGAAGUCGGGUGCGAGUGGCCGUCGUCGUGCACGGCAGGAGCAGCGCGGAGAGCUGAAGCGGGCCGGAGGACUCAUGUUCAACACGGGGAUUGGACAGCACAUUUUGAAAAAUCCUCUGAUUGUUAACAGCAUUAUCGAUAAGGCUGCUCUAAGACCAACAGACGUGGUGCUGGAAGUUGGGCCUGGAACUGGCAACAUGACCGUAAAGUUAUUAGAAAAGGCAAAAAAGGUAGUUGCCUGUGAACUUGACCCAAGGCUAGUAGCUGAACUUCACAAAAGAGUUCAGGGCACACCUUUGGCUAGCAAACUUCAAGUACUGGUGGGUGAUGUACUGAAAUCUGAUUUGCCAUUCUUUGAUGCAUGCGUUGCAAAUUUGCCUUAUCAGAUUUCUUCUCCUUUUGUCUUCAAGUUGUUGCUGCACCGACCAUUCUUCAGAUGUGCCAUACUUAUGUUUCAAAGAGAAUUUGCUCUCAGACUGGUUGCUAAACCUGGAGAUAAGUUAUACUGCAGACUCUCAAUUAAUACACAGCUGUUAGCCCGUGUAGACCAUUUAAUGAAAGUUGGGAAGAAUAACUUCAGACCACCACCCAAGGUGGAAUCCAGUGUUGUGAGGAUAGAACCUAAGAAUCCACCACCACCCAUCAAUUUUCAGGAAUGGGAUGGCCUAGUAAGGAUCACCUUCGUUAGGAAAAACAAGACACUGUCUGCUGCAUUUAAAUCCAGUGCAGUCCAACAGCUAUUGGAAAAAAACCACAGAAUUCACUGUUCACUCCAUAAUAUUAUAAUACCGGAAGAUUUCAGCAUAGCAGAUAAAAUACAGCAAAUCCUAACCAGCACAGGUUUUAGUGACAAACGGGCCCGUUCCAUGGAUAUAGAUGACUUUAUCAAGUACGUACAUUUUUGUUUUCCUAUUUACAUAUCUACUGUGAUACCUUCAGAUAAGAGGUGUAAGGUGCUACUUGAGAGAAUUAUUGCAUAGCACUUCCAUGGCAUGGAAUAAUAUUUGGUGCAGAAAGUGGAGGCUAGUUAGCUGCAGCAGAAUGAACAUUUUUCUUUAAAGUACAGUAGUAAAGAACAGUCAGAGCCAUAAGAUUGCCUAUUAAUUUGUGUUCUCAUGUGUUCCUCCCUUUUCUCCCUAACCCCUAUUCAUUCAUAUCUUUAAAGUAGCCUCAUAAGGUACAGCUUGUACUCUUAUCCUGAACCACAUUUCUAGUCCACAUUAAAUAUAUCGUAAGCAUGAAAUUUAAUUUGUAAUAUGCUUGACUAUUUUGUGAUAGUUUUGUAACCUCAGGAAAGGUAUACUUUUUGGGGGUGGGGGAGUACUAGCAAUUGAAUUUGAGGAUUUGUUGUUCUUAAGUAGCUG
This is a messenger RNA of Dipodomys ordii (Ord's kangaroo rat), 1484 nucleotides long. It is a transcript of the gene Dimt1, whose product is annotated as DIM1 dimethyladenosine transferase 1 homolog (S. cerevisiae). Gene Ontology annotation, biological process: rRNA methylation. The coding region runs from base 111 to 1100 and encodes 329 amino acids. Gene Ontology annotation, molecular function: rRNA (adenine-N6,N6-)-dimethyltransferase activity. The record is from RefSeq and is a predicted model, not a curated record. Gene Ontology annotation, cellular component: mitochondrial matrix. The transcript has 11 exons. NCBI's taxonomy places the organism in Eukaryota, Metazoa, Chordata, Mammalia, Rodentia, Heteromyidae.